Messenger RNA from Arthroderma uncinatum, 888 nucleotides. RefSeq lists its product as uncharacterized. The transcript is spliced from 2 exons. Bases 1 to 888 code for a protein of 295 amino acids. The record is from RefSeq and is a predicted model, not a curated record. Lineage: Eukaryota; Fungi; Ascomycota; Eurotiomycetes; Onygenales; Arthrodermataceae.
AUGGGUCCAGGAGCCAGCCCGUUUGUUUCCCCCCCCCCCCUCACCCAGACAUACCACACGCGUAUACCUAUUCUAAUCUCUUCUCGAUUUCUAGAGCCGAUCGCGGCAUAUCUGGGCCAUAAAACCGUGACGACUAUCCGGGAAGAGUCUCAACGGGUAUUUGGUGAACUUUUCUUUGCAAGAUCUUCCCCGGACCAUGAUCACGAAGGUGAUAGCCAGGCACCUGAAGGGUCCGGCUUCCAGCAGUCUUGGGCAAGCCUAAGGAGAGAUAUACUCGAGAAUCGACAGCAGAUCUUCUGCAUUGUGGCCCUUGUUGCAUUCAGAGUAGUUUCCUCCUUCACAAGGAAGGCAGCCCUAGAUCUGUAUGGAAAGCAAGGUGCCUGGCUAAUUCCCUACGUCCUUGGUGAGGUUAUUUGCUGGUUUGGGUUGGCUUUAAAGCUCUAUACAAAGCUAUACCCGCAACACAGUGAUACCUGGAAAGAAGCGCUGGCAGGGGUGAGCGCGAUUAUCGCCGCACUUACUGACUGUGCAUCUUUGAUGUACCUUGGAGGAUUUGAUACCCACAAGGUCUCUAACUGGGUAUCGCUUGUGUUUAAUCUCUUUAGUGAAUCUGGCGUCCACAUUGUGGAUCUAUGCCUACUCACCAAAGCCAAGCAAGAGACCCCGGUCCCUCCGGAUCCCGAGAACCCCAUGGCGAAGUGGCUGCUCGUUCCAGCGGAGUAUAGGGCCUGGGCUUUAGACUCUCUCUCAGACGAGCUAUUUCGCUAUCUAGCUGAACAAAGCACAACGGGAAAGGCAAGCUCCGCCGUUUCAUCGGCUGUGGCUUCUCCAGACCUUCGUGCGCGUUCUCGUAGGGUUUCCAGACCUGCUUCACGCGAGCUUGUUUAG